AUGUCGCCGGCGGAGAUGGAGUCCGACAAGGUCGUUGAGGCGGCGGCGGAUCCUGAGGAGCGAGGCGCUGGCGACCCCAAGGCCUGCGACGACUGCAACACCACCAAGACGCCGCUCUGGCGCGGCGGACCCAACGGACCAAAGUCGCUGUGCAACGCGUGCGGGAUCCGGUACCGGAAGAGGCGGCGGGUGGCCAUGGGGCUCGACCCGGAGGCCAAGAGGAAGCCCAAGAGGGACGACGCCGCCAUAUCCAUAUCCAAGGCAGCAGCCGAAGCAGCAGCACAGGCUUCUACUACCAAGGAGGAGGACACCAAGGCAGGGGACCAGAAGGCCGACGAUGAGAAGGCGGCCAAGAAGACCAAGAAGACGGCGACGACGCACACCGUGGAGCUCCACAUGGUUGGGUUCGCCAAGGACGCGGUGCUGAAGCAGCAGCAGCGGCGGCGGCGGCAGAUGCGACGGAGGAAGCCGUCGUGCCUGGGCGAGGAGGAGCGCGCCGCCAUCCUCCUCAUGUCACUCUCCUCAGGCGUAAUAUACGCCUGA
This is a messenger RNA of Triticum turgidum subsp. durum (durum wheat), 543 nucleotides long. The record is from the annotation of a GenBank genome assembly. NCBI's taxonomy places the organism in Eukaryota, Viridiplantae, Streptophyta, Magnoliopsida, Poales, Poaceae.